UAGGGAAGAUAGUCCUCCGUCUUGUCUGUCUACCGACGCUCAUUCUUGAGAUAUAUCAAGGAUAGUCUGGUCAUUUAAGGGAACAUAACUAGAUAAGGACGGUAACCCUCGAGAAAAUAGAAAGUAAAUAGAGAAAAGUAACCUAUUCAUUGUUCAUGCAGGAUAAGUGUCACAUAUACAGCUCCAAUUUCAAAAGACUUCAUGUUGUGCUCAGUCUUCUGUGACCUUCUCUAUAUGCAUUUUACACAUAUGUUCUAUUAAUAACUCUUUUUUCCUUAAAUGCAGGGUGAAAAACUUAUAUAAAGAAGAAAAAAAAAAAAUAGUAGCAUAGAAGAUUAGCUGCUUCUACAUUUGAAAGUGAAGAUGAGCAUGCGAGGGUCAUGGGAAUUGAGUGAAGAAGACAACUAUUGGAGAAGGCGUGGAAGAUCUUAGUGGGAUACUUUGCCUGCCUUAGGACAAGCAUUGUGGUGUCCCCUCCAACUUUCCAAAAUGGCAAGGAGCCAAGAAUUAAAGCGAUGAGACUUCAGCUUUUGAAUGUCAAACCAGAUUCAGGUGUUAAAUCUUUUGAUUUUUAAAAUGAAAAUAGUCUUGGAAAACUGUUUUCAUAUUUCUCUCAUUUCUCCUCCCUUAAUCCUUGGUCUCAAGAAAACCUUUUUUGGGUGGUGGAAUUACCUUAUGAUGAACCCCUGGAAAAAUCGCCAAAGUUGUUGAUCUGACCUUUGGUGGUCUUUCGUUUCUUAGUAAAUUAUUUCUUGUUUUUUGUUUGCUUUGAAUAGAAAAAAAAUGUGGUGGUGGAGAAAAGGUUUGAGAAUGUGGUGUCUUUUUUCAAGCAACCGACCAUAUAUCUCUUGGGAUUAGAGGACAAGUCUAUGGGCUAAUAUUGGAGGAAAGGGUGUGAAACCCUUGUCUACAACUAGGAGAUUCUCAUUCUUGUAUCUCUUGAGAGGAAGGAAAUUGCAAACUCUUCCUUGGAAAUUUUCCUACGUGAUAAAGUAGUUGGUGGCGGUGGGCUGUAUUUGUUGUCUAGUAUUGAUGUUUGCUGUUGCUUCUUGAACUCUCUUGCACUUCGCCUUUUCUCAUGGAAUAUGCAAUGGUAUUUGCUUGUCUUUAUCUGCUUUUCAUUCGGGGAAUAUACAUUCUCUUAUGUG
Molecule: messenger RNA, 1148 nt
Organism: Rubroshorea leprosula
Lineage: Eukaryota; Viridiplantae; Streptophyta; Magnoliopsida; Malvales; Dipterocarpaceae
Source: the annotation of a GenBank genome assembly